Messenger RNA from Nannospalax galili (Upper Galilee mountains blind mole rat), 2642 nucleotides. RefSeq names its product ectonucleotide pyrophosphatase/phosphodiesterase 3 (gene Enpp3). Gene Ontology annotation, biological process: nucleoside triphosphate catabolic process. The record is from RefSeq and is a predicted model, not a curated record. The transcript is spliced from 24 exons. Gene Ontology annotation, molecular function: nucleic acid binding; nucleoside triphosphate diphosphatase activity; metal ion binding. Lineage: Eukaryota; Metazoa; Chordata; Mammalia; Rodentia; Spalacidae. Bases 158 to 2554 code for a protein of 798 amino acids.
UUUGUAAUAGGUUCUUCUUGCCUUGUUGGUCAUUGUGUCACUUGGAUUAGGCCUGGGACUUGGACUUAGGAAACCAGAACAGCAAGGUAGCUGCAGGAAACAAUGCUUUGACACAUCACAUAGAGGACUGGAGGGCUGUCGGUGUGACACCAGAUGUAUGGACAGAGGGGAUUGCUGCUGGGAUUUUGAAGACACCUGUGUGAAAUCAACUCAAAUAUGGACAUGCAAUUUGUUUCGUUGUGGGGAGAAGAGACUAGAGUCGAGCCUUUGCUCUUGUGCAGAUGACUGCUUACAGAAGAAGGAUUGCUGUGCUGACUACAAGAGUGUUUGUCAAGGAGAAACCCCGUGGGUAGCCGAAGCCUGUGACACAUCCCAGGAGCCUCAGUGUCCAGAAGGGUUUGAUCUGCCACCAGUUAUCUUGUUUUCCAUGGACGGCUUUAGAGCAGAGUAUUUACAAACGUGGGGUUCUUUAGUGCCGAAUAUCAACAAACUGAAAACAUGCGGAAUUCAUUCAAAAUACAUGAGAGCUGUGUAUCCUACCAAAACCUUCCCAAAUCAUUAUACUAUUGUCACGGGGUUGUAUCCAGAAUCACAUGGCAUCAUUGACAAUAACAUGUACGAUGUGAAUUUCAACAAGAAUUUUUCACUUUCUUCAGCAGAGAAAAAUAAUCCUGCCUGGUGGAAUGGGCAACCGAUUUGGCUGACGGCGAUCUAUCAAGGUUUAAAAGCAGCUUCCUACUACUGGCCAGGAUCAGAAGUGCCCAUCAAUGGCUCCUUCCCUUCCAGAUACAUGAAUUACAAUGGUUCUGUUCCAUAUGGAAAGAGGAUCUUUACCUUGUUAAAAUGGCUUGAUCUGCCCAAAGCUGAAAGGCCCAAUUUUUAUACCAUAUAUAUGGAAGAGCCUGAUUCUGCAGGACAUAAGAGUGGACCAGUCAGUGCUGGCGUAAUUAAAGCCUUGCAGUUAGUUGAUGAAGCCUUUGGAAUGUUGAUGGAGGGUCUGAAACAAAGGAACUUACACAACUGUGUCAAUCUAAUCAUCCUGGCUGACCAUGGAAUGGACCAGAUUUCUUGUGACAGGGUGGAAUACAUGACUGAUUAUUUUGCCCAAAUAAACUUCUAUAUGUAUGAAGGACCUGCCCCCCGGAUCAGGGCUCACAAUAUACCUCAGGACUUCUUUACUUUUAAUUCUGAAGAAAUUGUCAGGAACCUCAGCUGCCGAAAACCUAAUCAGCAUUUCAAACCCUAUUUGACUCCUGAUUUGCCAAAACGACUACACUACGCCAACAAUAUCAGAAUUGACAAAGUUCAUCUUAUGGUGGAUCGACAGUGGCUGGCUUCGAGGAGUUACUCAAGUUCAUCCUGUGAAGGAGGCACGCAUGGUUAUGACAAUGAAUUUAAGAGCAUGGAGGCUAUCUUUUUGGCACAUGGACCCAGUUUUAAAGAGAAGACUGAAAUUGAAUCAUUUGAAAAUAUUGAAGUCUAUAAUCUACUGUGUGAUCUUCUACACAUUCAACCAGCACCAAACAACGGUACACAUGGUAGUCUGAACCAUCUUCUGAAGGUGCCUUUUUAUGAGCCGUCUCACCCAGGGGAAUUAUCGAUGUCGUCUGGUUGUGGCUUUACAGCUCCACUGCCUGUGGACACCCUAAGCUGCUCAUGUUCUGAGCUACAAAAUAAUAGUCAAGUGGAGCAUGUAAACCAAAAUCUAAAUCUCACCCAAGAAGACAUCACAGCAACAGUGAAAGUAAACUUGCCAUUUGGGAGGCCCAGGGUUUUGCAGAAGAACAAGGACCACUGUCUGCUUUACCAUAGGGAAUAUAUCAGCGGGUACGGAAAAGCCAUGAAGAUGCCCAUGUGGAGCUCAUACACUGUCCCCAAGCCGGGAGACACAUCACCUCUUCCUCCCACUGUCCCAGACUGUCUGCGGGCUGAUGUCAGGGUUGCUCCUUCUGAGAGCCAAAAAUGUUCCUUCUAUUUAGCAGACAAGAAUAUCACCCACGGCUUCCUCUAUCCUCCUGCAAUCAGUGGAACUUCUGAUGGUCAGUAUGAUGCUUUACUUACAAGUAAUUUGGCCCCAAUGUAUGAAGAAUUCAAAAAAAUGUGGAACUACUUCCACAGGGUUCUUCUGAUAAAAUAUGCUGUAGAAAGAAAUGGAGUGAAUGUGGUUAGUGGACCAAUAUUUGACUAUAAUUAUGAUGGCCAUUUUGAUACUCCAGAUGAAAUUAAAGAACAUGUGGCCAACACUGAUGUUCCCAUCCCAACGCACUACUUUGUGGUGCUGACAAGUUGUAAAAACAAGAACUACACACCCAACAACUGCCCUCUGUUGGAUGUUCUGCCCUUCAUCAUCCCUCACCGACCUACCAAUGUGGAAAGCUGUCCUGAAAACAAAACUGAAGAUCUUUGGGUUGAAGAAAGGUUUGAAGCACACGCUGCCCGGGUCCGUGAUGUAGAACUUCUUACUGGUCUUGACUUUUAUCAGGAAAAGGCACAACCAGUCUCUGAAAUUUUGCAACUGAAGACAUAUUUACCCACAUUUGAAACCAUUAUUUAACUGAAUGCAUAGCAAUCUAGCAAAGUGAAGAUAAUACCUUCUAUUUGAAAAUCAUAAAAUAAAGUUUUCUAUUUUUUCCUUAAUUCUA